Messenger RNA from Topomyia yanbarensis, 2352 nucleotides. RefSeq names its product zinc finger protein 678-like. Gene Ontology annotation, molecular function: zinc ion binding. Bases 96 to 2309 code for a protein of 737 amino acids. Gene Ontology annotation, cellular component: nucleus. The transcript is spliced from 6 exons. Lineage: Eukaryota; Metazoa; Arthropoda; Insecta; Diptera; Culicidae. The record is from RefSeq and is a predicted model, not a curated record.
GGCUUGUGUUUUGCUAUUGCUGUCAAAUGAUACUUUUGUAGCGUUGUGGCAUUUUCUUUCCUUCUGUACGCAAAAUGGGAAAAAAUUGAAGUAAAAUGGUGAAAACUGAGAGUUGUGCAUUAUGUUUCACCAGUAAAUCGAAAUGGUUUCUGGAUAUUUACAGCGAGGGAAAUCAGUCAAUGAAUAUUUCAACCAUCAUUUCAAAACAUCUUUGGUUCGACUUGAAACCUUGCGACCAGUGUUAUGUCUGUGCUGAUUGCUGGAAAAAUAUUUAUGAUUUUCAUUUGUUUUACUGCAAAUUGGAGAAACUACACCUAGAAACAAACGAUCUCGAUUCUCGAACUGUGCAGGUGAAUGUACAACCAGGUAACACAUUUAUCUUGGUAGAUUUUGAGUUUCAUCCUAUCGACGAAGUGAAAAUCGAGCCGCCUGAUGAAGAUGAUGCUCGCGGAAACAUUGACGAACCGGUCGAGUCCAUCAAUCCACCGAGUAAAUCCGAUGAACCCUCUACGUCGGAAGCAACCCGACCAAAAAGAAGUAUUUCUACACCCGUUACAUAUAAAGCUGAGAAUACAACUUCUGACCAAGAUGAAUAUGAUGCAGAUUUAGCAGAUGAUGGUUUUGACUUUGACGAUGACAACGAUGCAGACUACAUGGAGGAUGUAAAGGAUGUCAAAGCCAAAAUAGUGGAAAUUCCCAAAACGGCGAAACGUAGGGGUCGGCCACCGAAGAAUACAUCGAUUAAGAAAGAAAUUGAUUUGGACGCUUCAAACGAUAAUUUGGGAGAGUGUUCCAAGGAGAGCCUAGGGCGUCAGAAAGCAAGAAAGAAAAAGAAAGCUAGAAAGGAAAGUAGUCGAGAUAAUUAUGAUUCUGACGCAGCCUCCAAUGAAGUCGAUCGAAGAACGAGUGGCAGACGAGCAAGAGAUGAACGUUUGUUUGCACUUAUCACAGAGUUUGUGUGCUAUCUCUGUCCGGAACGUAUUGAAUUCGAUCGUUUCCAUCAUGCCAAUUUGCAUUACCGAGAAUUUCAUAAUGAGCCGGCGUAUUUGAAGUGUUCAAAGUGCGAUCGGAAAUGUUUUACUCCGGGCGGUUUUAUCAAUCAUAUGGAAACCCAUGAUGACCCAGAAAAAAACAAAUGUAAAAUUUGUGGUAAAGUAACCGAUCAAAAGAUUACUCUUAAAAAACAUAUGCGAGCACAUCGUCUUGAGAUGGAAGAGGAAUUGCCAUUCCCAUGCAGACAAUGUCCGCGUCGGUUUGAGUUAGAAAGAGCACGCGACAAGCACGAACGUUUACAUGGCAGAAAAAUUGUGAUAAAGCGAGACAAGGGUCGAGACGAUGAACUUAUCGAAUUUUAUAAGAAGAUUUCGUGCGACAUCUGCGAUGAGGAGAAGAACGACGGUGUUGCGUAUGAAAAUUUUUGGGAUUUAAAAAUACACAUGAUCGGUGAACAUAACAAGACGCCGUAUCUCAAGUGUCCGAUAUGCUUCAAGAAGAAUGUCUGUCGUCAGCAGUUACUGGUUCACGUAGAUGUGCAUGAAAAUCCCGAGCGGUACAGGUGCGAUAUAUGCGGAGAAGUAUUCCAAUUUCUUGAGAAACACAAGUUUAAAGCACACGGUCGUGAGACAGAUCCCAGCGAGAAAAACUAUAGCUGCGAGCAUUGUGGUAAAAUGUUCCGUUGCGUGAUAAAUCUUAAAAAUCAUAUAGAUCGCGUGCAUGCUAUCAAGGAUGUAACUUGUGAUAUCUGCAAUAAACCCUUCAGCAAAAAGGCAAUCAGUGCUCACAAACGGUCAGCUCACACUGAUGAGAUGUUUAUGUGUGAACAAUGUCCAAAAAUGUUCAAAACUCGUAGCGGUCUAGAAUCGCAUAAGAGCGAACACGAUAUAGAGCUACGAAAGCCGGUCAAGUGCGAGCUUUGCGGUAAAGAAAUGCGUCGGGGUGCCAGCUUGACCAAACACAUGAAGGUUAUACACUCACAAGAAGCUCCGGUGAAUUGCAAUAUGUGCGGAAAACAGUUCCGAACCAAGUUUCACAUGGUUCGUCAUCGUACUAAUACUUGCUCUGCGACCAUCAACUCUAGACCAUUCAAGUGUGAGGUUUGUGGUAAAGGAUUUUCUAUGCGUCUUACAAUGACGGAACACAUGACGACUCAUACAAGAACGAGUUUGUAUCAGUGUGCAUUCUGCUUCAAGACAUUUGGGUAUAUCUCCAAUCUAUACAAGCAUCGUAAAAAGGCUCACCCAGAAGAAUGGCAAGAAGUUCAAUCUAGGCCGGAUCAAGGUAUCGCAACAGUAAUUGAAAUAAGAAAUUAAUGUCAAAUACACAGUAAUAAACAUCAAAUUUAUAUAUUAAGUA